Komagataella phaffii GS115 is the source of this 3054-nucleotide messenger RNA. RefSeq lists its product as uncharacterized. The transcript has a single exon. The coding region runs from base 1 to 3054 and encodes 1017 amino acids. Gene Ontology annotation, molecular function: 5-oxoprolinase (ATP-hydrolyzing) activity. The record is from RefSeq and is a predicted model, not a curated record. Gene Ontology annotation, biological process: glutathione metabolic process. Gene Ontology annotation, cellular component: cytosol. Lineage: Eukaryota; Fungi; Ascomycota; Pichiomycetes; Pichiales; Pichiaceae.
AUGCCCGACUAUAUCGUGGGUGUUGAUGUUGGUGGGACCAACACGGAUGCUGUAUUGUUGGAUCCAUCCAAGUUCCUAAGUAGCAACAUCGAUAGUGUUGUUUCUUGGAAUAAAUCGACUACUACCAGGGAUGUGGCACAUGGGAUAGAAAAUACAAUUGAGCAACUAUUCCAAAAUGCGUCUGAAGUAGACAAAAAAGAUAUCAAACUAGUUACAAUUGGUACUACACAUUUUAUUAAUGCAAUUGUGGAGCAAGAUUCAACCAAACUCGAGAAGGUAGCAGUGUUGAGAAUCUGUGGACCUUAUUCUAGAGAGCUUCCAACUAUGGCCGAUUUUCCACCUCAAUUGAAGAAUGUCCUCUUUGGUUACUUCGGUUACUGUCAGGGAGGUCACAUGAUUGACAAACAACCCGUAGACGAAGUCAAUGAGAAGGAAAUUGUCGAACAUUGCUUGAAAAUCCAGAAAUUAGGCAUCAAGUCCAUUGCUGUUGUUGCAACAUUUUCCCCAGUCAUCAAUGACCAUGAGGUGAAAGUUUUGGAAAUCAUUGAAAGAAACUUCCCCGAUUGGAAGGAUCUUGAUAUCAUCCUUUCCCAUUCUCUUUCGGGCUUGGGGUUUUUAGAGAGAGAAAACUUGACCAUUUUGAAUGCUGCCAUCAAGAAAUUUGCUUUUCAGAUUCUCUCAGCUUUUCAUUUUGCAGUAACGAAAGUGGGACUGGUCAAUUCAUCACUAUUAAUUACUCAAAACGACGGGACGCUACUGACCUUAGAAGAAGCGUUAGCUAUUCCCAUAAAGACUUUUGCAUCAGGUGCAACUAAUUCUAUGAGAGGUGCAUCUUUUCUUUGCAAUGCCAAUGGAGUGGUUUCUGGAGGCGAACCUAUCAUUGUAGUGGACGUCGGUGGAACUACAACGGAUGUUGGAAUGCUACUUGCCGACGGGUUUCCAAAGCAUACGUCAUCUCAUUCCUACAUUGGAGGGGUUCGUACUCAGCUUUCCAUGCCCGAAAUUCAAAGUAUUGGGCUUGGUGGAGGUUCAAUCAUAUCUAUUGACAGAGAGAACCCAAGCAAGAUAAAAUCCAUUGGUCCCGAAUCGGUCGGUAGUCAGAUUACGGAGAAGGCUAUAGUUUUUGGAGGUGACACGUAUACGACAACUGAUUUCACGUUAGCAAAUAUGAAUGAAUCCACAAUAAAGAAAUCUACCAAUCCAAUAGUCGUUCAGGCCGAUAUUUCAAAGGUAAAUGACACUUUAAAAUCGACCCAAAUUUCUUCAUCAUAUGCGUCUUUGUUGAAAAGCCAGUUGGAAAAAGUUAUUGAUAAAAUGAAAGUGUCUCCUGACCCGAUCAAAAUAUUACUGGUAGGAGGGGGUUCAUUUAUUGUUCCCGACGAUAUUCAGCUAGAUGGUUGUUCAGAGAUAAUCAAGCCGCCUUACUAUGGUGUUGCUAACGCAAUUGGUGCUGCUAUAGGAAAAAUCUCAUCCACUGUCGUUGAAAUGGCGUCCAUAAACGGGCUGGACGCCGCAGCAAAGAAAGACAAACUCAACGAGGUAAAACAAAAGGCCAUUGAUGACAUAGUUGAAAAAGGAGCUAUUAGAGAAACUGUUUCUAUUGUCAACGUCGUUAAUGAAGCCAUUCCAUAUGUGAGCAACUUAUUUCAUAUUGAGGUCAAGGUUAUUGGAGAUGUUGACUAUUCUGCCACUACUUCGCCCUCCGGGUCAAUACCAAACAAUCUUUUAGAUACUGACUUAGUGAUUGAACAGAGGGAUAGAUCAUUCCUUAAAGAGUCGAAAUUGAAUACGUCCGAUGAUCUCCCGAUGGAUAUAGAUAUCCGCACUUAUAGACCAAACGUAAGAGACAGGGAAUGGCUAGUGAGCGAGAUGGACCUGGAGUUUAUUCGGAUUGGAACCUAUAUUCUUGGAUGUGGAGGAGGAGGGGAUCCUUAUACCAAAGCCUUACAGGCUAAAGAAAUGGUUAAAAGCGGUCAUGUGAUGAAGAUAAUUGAUAUCAAGGAUGUCCCUAGGUUUGUGGAUAGACUGGAGGACAUAAAAACAGUUCCUGUAGCUGCCUGUGGAUCGCCUACAGUCACCACAGAACAACUACAGGGAUAUGAAGUACUAGAUGCGUUUAAAACAUUACAGAAGCAUUCAAAUAUGAAACCCAGUACAAUUUUAUCUUUAGAAAUAGGAGGGGCCAACGGUCUUCAGGGGUUACUUCUAGGAGGCCUUCCAGAAUACAAUUUGAGGGUCAUUGAUGCUGAUCUUAUGGGAAGAGCAUAUCCACUUAUUUGGCAAGUAUCUCCAGUGGCCUUGAAACAGUUCAAGAGUGAGGGGUCCGAGAAUAAUCCCUUCUUUAGCCCUUCCUGUAUCAGUGAUGGAAAUGGUAACAAUGUCUACUUAUCGAAAGUCAGGUCAGACCAUCACGCUGAGAAUAUUAUAAGAAGUGCAUUAAGUGAAAUGGGAAGCUAUGUUGGUUUGGCAUGUAGUCCCAUGAACUACCAUGAUCUACAACAUGUCACUAUUCCCAAUUCCCUAUCUUUAGCAUGGAGGAUCGGUAGAGGUGUGUGUUUAAGUAAGCAAGAUCACAACCCUUCACAAUUGCCCAAAUACAUAUGCGACUCCAUUGGAGAUAACUCCGGCAAGUUGUUGUGCUACGGGAAGAUUGUUGGUAUAGAGAAGAAACUUCAUAAAGGAUUUGUUUUUGGAGAGUUGAUAAUUCAAUCUGAAGAACCACACGACAUAGGAAGAAGAAUUUUGAUUCCGUUCCAGAAUGAGAAUCUUUAUAUCAAGUACGAGGACACUCCAGAAAAUGAGGUCAUUGCAUCUGUUCCUGACCUUAUCUCUGUCAUAGAUGCUGAAUCGGGUGAAGCUAUUGGUACUCCUGAUUACAGAUAUGGAUUACACUGUUUUGUUCUCUUACUUAGGCCUAGUACUUCUUGGACAAAAUGUAAAGAGGCACUAGAAGUAGGAGGGCCAAAAGCAUUUGGUCUUGACAUUGAGUACGUUCCUACUCUAGAAGGCCAGUCAUUAGACCCAACGAGUGUCAUUGAUGAGUAUUCUAAUUGA